CUUUCUUCAGCAAGACUGGUCUUGUUUGAGUUGCCCUAAUUUCGAGAUAUCCUGUGCACUGGUUGCACUUGUUUUGUUUUUGUCCUUUGUUGUUCUACUAUACUUUUAAUAUCGUCUUUACGACCCCCCCACAUACUCAAAAAAUCAUACUUGUCAGACGAGCUGUGCUCUCUGUCUAUCCCCCCCUAUAUUCAGUGUUCAGGAUAUCUCUUGAUUCUUCAAUUUACUUUCGGUUCUCAUAUCGUCGCCGGUCGACGUGUUUGGUGCUCCGUUCAACUCAACAACCUUGCUCAGCCUCGCAUUUCCCGCCAAGGCUUCUUGAUAUCAUUCUUCUGUGCGUGUCGUGGACUGGAUCCCGUCAAUAGCUGCGCCAUCCAACAUCCAACAACCAACAACUACAAGAUUCCACUCUGGUAGUGCUUCUUGCAGUCUGUUCUUCCUUAUAUUCGGAAGGCCUCGACACGAUUAUCUAUUGCAUUUGCAUAUCUAUAUCUACUUGUUUGUUACGCCCAUUUAAUACUUAGUUCUGUCAACCUGCGCAAUGACUGCCGUUCAGUUGAAGUUUUCGCUGCGCACUUCGUCCAAUGUCAAGACGGUCCAUUUGCUGGGCUCGUGGGACAACUACUCGCGCCAGAUUCCCUUGUCGCGCGAUGACUCCAAGUCGGGCUCGUGGAUCGGCAAGUUCCGCUUCCAGACCUCCAUGCUGAAGUUGGGCCAGCGCUACUGGUACUACUACAUCAUGGACGGCUACCACGUGUCGCACGACCCCGCCGUCGAGUACACCGUCGAGCCCACCACAGGCCGCAAGCUCAACAUCCUCGACGUCCCAGGCGGUACCAAGAAGUCGUCGAGCUCGUCCGCCGCCAAGCACAGCUCGCGCCGCACCUCAGGAGACGUCGUGACCGGCCGCGCGCCCUCGCCCUCCAAGAUCCACCACCCGAAGCCGUCCAAGCCGUACGCGUCGCGCCAAAUCCGCGAGGCCGACUUCGCCCCCACCAUGGAGGACCUCACGCGCCGCUUUGCCGGCUCCCGCAUGUCAGACGAGUACUCGUACUCCAACAGCCCGCCCAGCUCCGUCGGCUCGUCGCUCUCGUCCCGCUCGUCGGGCAGCACGUCCCCGUCGUCGCUGUCGUCCAUGAGUGACCCGCCCUCGCCUAUCUGCCACUGCGAGCGCUACGGCAUCACCCGCAAGGGUGACCGCGUCAAGCUUGAUUGCGGUGGCUCCCGCUGUGGAUACGUCACUGAGUCGUCUGAGGCGAGCUGCUCUGAGUCGGAUAGUGAUGAGGAGUACCGUCGUGCCCGCAGUGCUGUCCGUCGUCAGGGUAUCGUCGUCCGGAGGUAGAUCUUUUUAGCAUACUUGGUUUUUAUGAACCUUGGUCUAUUACCUCUUUCCGCGUGACUGCGGAGUGCCCGUCAAGCGAGCAGCGGCAAUGCCUGGAAUAGUCUAUUCGCGACUAUGCUGCUUACAGCUGUGAUGCACACAAAAAGAAAAAAACACCAAAAAAAAGAGGAGAAGGAAGGGCCGGCCCGCACGCGCCUGGAUACCUUCGAGGGGUUGAAGAGGGGUUUCAAGAGAGGAUGAGGGGAGGAAGAGUCGAGUCAGAGAAGAGAAGAGAAUGAGGCUUGGUAUAAACAUACCACAUGUGGAAGCGAGGGGGAAGCCAGUGAGGAGGAAGAUACCGAGGAAGGAAGAAAGAAAGAAAGACAAUCACCACCCUGCUACGACCAAACAAGCCAAGAAAGAAGAGAACGCAGUGGCAGCCCGGUGGAAAAACAGAUGAUACGAGAUCAUAUGAGAUGGAUGAGAUGAGAUGAGAUGAUGACGAUAACGGCAUGAUAGCAUGAACGGGAUCCAAUAGCGCCAGUCUGGUUCGCAGGGCUGGGAUAGGUCAAUAUAAGAACACGCUGUUGGAAAGUAUUAUGAAUAUGAAUGUUUUCAUUUGGUCACUAUUAGGGAUGGCAAGUCUACUGUAGUGAUGAUAAUAGCAUCGUAGCGAGGGGGUAAUGGUUUAGAUGCAGAUAGGGCAGUUUCGACGGAGCCCUAAGCCAAUACUCUUAUUGCUGGCUAAGCUGUGCCAUUU
Molecule: messenger RNA, 2081 nt
Organism: Aspergillus candidus
Lineage: Eukaryota; Fungi; Ascomycota; Eurotiomycetes; Eurotiales; Aspergillaceae
Gene: esdC
Product: GTP-binding protein EsdC
Exons: 2
Coding region: 542-1342 (266 amino acids)
Source: RefSeq, a predicted model, not a curated record